Molecule: messenger RNA, 1228 nt
Organism: Daldinia vernicosa
Lineage: Eukaryota; Fungi; Ascomycota; Sordariomycetes; Xylariales; Hypoxylaceae
Product: NAD(P)-binding protein
Exons: 2
Coding region: 299-1093 (264 amino acids)
Source: RefSeq, a predicted model, not a curated record
ACGAGUGAGAUCCUCAACUUGAUCUAUCAUGCGCGUCGGAUGGUGAUUACAUUUACCGACUCGUCAUUUGCUACGACCCAUCCUUGGCUAAUAACCCCAAGGAGUUUUCCGCAGGCUGCCUGAUUAGUAAGAGCAUAUCUGACGUAUUAAAUGACUCUGUGGCACAAAUAUCCAAUGGUUCCGGCUCUUUAAUUGAGGGGGUCCCUUGGCCUAUAUACCGAGUCUUCCGCCGUAGUUUGUCUUUCCUAACUACCACUACUACUUCACUUCUUGAUCUAGCUUGAAAACUAUUACCACAAUGGCAGCUCAUCGUGUUCUUUUACUUGGAGGCAACGGCAAGGUAGCUCGGUUGCUAACACCGAUGCUUCUUCAGCGAUCAUGGGAGGUUGCGAGUAUCAUUAGAAGUCCAGACCAGGUUGCGGAGUUACAGCAGAUUGGAGCACAGACUAAUCAUAAGGGCAAGCUGGAUGUUCUCGUCCGCAGCAUCGAGGACGUCAAGAGCGAAGCACAGGCCAAGACUUUGAUCGAUGAAGUGAAACCUGACUAUGUCGUCUGGAGUGCCGGGGCCGCAGGGAAAGGAGCACCGGAGAGGACUGAGGCGAUCGAUCGCGAUGCUGCAUGUCAUUUCAUUCGCGCAUCCGUGGCAACCCCGUCGAUCACUAAAUUCAUAUUGAUAUCAUUUAAUAGCUGCCGCUAUGAAAAGAUGUCGUGGGUGACGGAGGAACAUUGGCAGGAGUAUCUUAAGACAACUCGCAAUCCAUUGAACAGAUACUACGAGGCCAAGAUCGUAGCGGAUAAGGUGCUGUGGGAGGAGGGGAAGAAAAGAAAGGAUUUCGCAGCAGUUUCUCUCCGCCCAGGCGUAUUGACAAUGGAGCCCGUUGGCGGCGUUGCCCUGGGGAAGUAUCCGCGAGUAGCAGGAACGACGAGUCGUCCGUCCCUUGCGUACGUUACGGCUUUGCUACUCGAUUCUCCGAAUCUCAAGACUUCAUGGUUGGAUAUACUAGAUGGCGAUGAGGAUCCGGAUGCAGCAGUGAAAAGAUGUAUUGAGCAAGGGGAGGAUUGUGCUGAAGGAGAACCUUUCUAUAAACCUUAGUUUAAGCACGGCAUACCAUCCACCAAAGGCAAUUUUUGGGGGCAGAGGGGGAAUUCCAGCCCUUAAUAUACUUCACUCGUUUGGCACCUAUCUACCUAGGCUGAGUAAUACAAAAUAUGAAACUUCAAUCUCUAA